Molecule: messenger RNA, 2790 nt
Organism: Poecilia reticulata (guppy)
Lineage: Eukaryota; Metazoa; Chordata; Actinopteri; Cyprinodontiformes; Poeciliidae
Product: protein Wiz-like
Biological process (GO): regulation of transcription by RNA polymerase II
Cellular component (GO): nucleus
Molecular function (GO): DNA-binding transcription factor activity, RNA polymerase II-specific; RNA polymerase II cis-regulatory region sequence-specific DNA binding
Source: RefSeq, a predicted model, not a curated record
GUUCCAGCGGCGUACCGUGCUACUUCCGGUUAGCUCAUAGAGUGAUGUGCAGAGCGGUCUCUUGAAUGUCCAAGCGACUCUGCAAGAAGACAAGUCCUCCUCUCAAUUAAACCCCCGGCUUUAUUCAGUGUAAAUGGACUCUCAAGCCAACUCGGGACCCGUAGUGUGUGAGGUGUGCGGGGCCUACUUUGAGACACGACGGGGCCUCUCGAGCCACGCUCGCCUCCAUCUGCGCCAGCUCGGCGUGACCGUGUCGGAAAACAGCGGGGCUCCCAUAGAGCUCCUCUACCAGCUCAUUCAGGACAAAGACAAAGACCUCAAACCAGAUGCCGCUCCAUCUGUUUCUCCAUCGUUGCCUAAGAAAACAUCCCAGCAGGAGCCAAAGACACCUGUGCCUCCGGAGGACGCUCAUGCUUCCUCCAAGACGGUGGCGAAGGUCAUGAACGCUCAGGGAUCUCCGGUCAAGCUCAAAGAGGCGGGGGCGUCUUUUUUCCCGUCCUCUCCCUCUUCUUCUAGGCCGACUGAAGGCAGCAGCUCUUCGCUGUCAGACCAAAAAACGAUCACCAAGCCGCUGUGGGCUCCACUGGACACUGAUGCUCCGCUUACUUUAGCUUCGGAAACUAACAAUGAGAUCCACGUCUGCCAGCUCUGCGGCUGCUGGUACGAGACGCGCAAGGGCCUCUCUAGUCACGCUCGUGCCCAUCUCCGACAGAUCGGCAUUCCCGACGCCGACAUACAUGGCGGCCCCAUUGAGUAUCUGUACCAGAUCAUGAAGGAGCAGGACUUUGAGCCGAUCAGCAGCCUGCGACGGGACGAGCUUAAAUCAAGCAGCCCCUCCAAGUCCUCCUCCUUCUCCUCAAAGCGUCCCUCUGAUUUUACCUCUCUGCCUACGUCUCCUGCCAGCAAGCGGCCUAAGAUUCCUGAGACCUGCACUUGUGUCCUGUGCGGGGAGAGGUUUGAGAACCGUAAGGGCCUGGGCAGCCACGCACGCUCCCAUCUCAAACACAUGGGAGUGAACGACUUGGUGGGGAAGAGCUCUGCCAUCGAAGCCGUGCAGGAGCUGGUGAGCAGCGGCGUGCUGGAGCCGAUGCAUCUUCCGAAAACGUCCAGCACGGCCAGCUCUUCCACGGCGCCAUCCCCGGCGCCGCCGUCCCCCGUUGUCCCCGUGCCCUCUCCGGCUGCCAGCCAGUCCAGGGCCUCCUUCACCCCCACGGGUCUCUCUCCGAGCCCUUCCGCCAGCUCCCACUCCCCUCAGCCGCUGCUCAACAGGGCGCCGAAGGCGAAGAAGGGAUUUCGGCUGGCCGUGGAUCCGCUUCUCAAGAAACCAAAGCCAGAGCCGAUGGAGAUGGAGAUUUCUGUUGAACCACAGCCGUCCAACGACGACAGCAGCUUUGUGACGCAAAAGGCGCCCGCAGCGGCCAGUUCCUCAAAACCUCCGGAGUCAGACCUGCCGUCUCCACCGACGGUCCUCUGCGACUUCUGCGGGCAGCUGUUCGACACCCGGAAAGCGCUGUCGUGCCACGUCCGCGCUCACCUCCGGCAGCUCGGCCUCACCUGGUCUAUCCGAACUUCCCCCAUCGACCUGCUGAAAGAGGUCAUGCUGCGGCGUGAGGAAAGGAAAGAGCCGCUGCAGAGCGGGUCUUCGGCGGUGGUGGGCAAAGCGGCGUGGAGUCCUCCGGGCUUCAAACGGCCUCCGAAGGAGAAGCCUCUGCCCCGGGAAGGAGCUUCCAGCUCUGCAGCAACGCCCGUUGACUACUCGAUGAAAGACAAAACGCCAUAUGGGAAAUCUGCAGUCUCAAACAUCGAUGCCACCUGUGAACUCUGUGGGUUCGACUUUGAGAACCGCAAGGCGCUGGCCAGUCACUGCCGGGCUCACCUCCGGCAGCUGGGUCUGUACGAGUGGAAGGCGGACGGAGCGACGUCGCCGAUAGAAACCCUAAGCGAACUGAUCCGAAGAGACCCGAACAAGGUGGCAGAAAUAACCAGGCGCUAUCGCUAUGGAGACCUUUACAUCAAGAAGUCUCAGAGAUCUGCUUCUUUGGCCUCGACGUCUAUGAAUUCUGACGCUUCGCCGAGCAGCAGCCACCACUCGUCUCUGCACCACCAUGAGCACAAAGCAAGCAGGAAGGAUCACGGCAUCCGAACAGCGAGGGGGGUCCACGCCCCCCAACACGGAGUCUCCUCGGGGGAUGAAAAUCGCCACUCUCACUCCCGGCAGCCGUCUCGGGCCGGCAGCAUCCCUGCUCUGCUGCCGAAGCCGCCUCUGACUCCGCUGGUCAAACUGGUGGGUAAAAUCUACUCCCUCAAAUGCAGGUUCUGCGACGAAGUGUUUCACGGGCCUCUGUCCGUUCAAGAGAAGUGGAUCACACACCUGCAGAAACACAUCCUGUCUCUGGGCUACAAGGGCAAAGAGGCUCCUUCUUCUCCUUCUUCUCCACCCGCUCCGUCUGCUCCAGCACUCGUCCAUCCGGUGGCCGUAUGAACUGACAAGUGAUGCCCAGACUCCACGAAGGAACAAUGUCUUUAUGUCAAUUUAAAAAAAGAAAAGAAAACUUGUUCCCUUCUUGUCCAUGGGAGGGCAGACAUGAGCCGUGUGAGAGAGAGAGAGAGAGAGAAACAGAGAGAGACAGAGAGAGAGAGAGAGAGAGAGCGAGCAGCGGCUCUGUGUAACCCACUCAGGAAACAUCCACUCUGCACGGUUCUGAUCAGAGCUUCCUCCUCCUGCUCAGAAGAUUAGGUUUUUUUUUUUUUUUUUAGCAAAUCUUUAUUUUGUAUGUUUUCUACUUUCUG